Capsicum annuum is the source of this 1646-nucleotide messenger RNA. RefSeq names its product receptor-like protein 44. The record is from RefSeq and is a predicted model, not a curated record. Lineage: Eukaryota; Viridiplantae; Streptophyta; Magnoliopsida; Solanales; Solanaceae. The transcript has a single exon. Gene Ontology annotation, molecular function: protein binding. Bases 634 to 1446 code for a protein of 270 amino acids.
UGAGUGCUAUGCUGCCUGGCCCCAAAAUCACUUCUCUCUCUCUCUCUCUCUCUCUCUCUCUCUCUCUCUCUCUUAUUUGGCCUGAAACCAUUACAUAAAGUAUGACAUAAAUAAAUGAAGAGAUAUGAAUGAAACACCCUUAUUCUUUCCUCAUCAGCAGCACAACAGCCUAAGCCAACACGACACUUCAUAAUAAAAAGUUUUUAUUACUUCCCCCCUUCCCCCUCUACGCCCACCCCCACCAACCUUUUUCCUAUACUAUAAAUUAAUUGGUACAGUCGUAGAAUUGAAUGACAGCAAAUCCCUCUUAUUUUUAUUUUUUGUUAUUUCUCUCGUCUCCCAUAGAGUUUUACUAAAACAAAAAAAAAAAGAGAACACGAAAUAAACUUCACAUUACACAAAGCCUUUCACUUUUUUCCUUUUUCUCUCUCUUUCUGUGGCUCUGCCUCUGCCUCUGCCGCUGCUAACGUUGUUUGCUGACAACACUACACAAAUUUCAGAAAGACUUAAAAAGAGAGCCACCACCCUCUCACAAAAAAAUUCUUCAUUCUCACUCUCUCCACUCUUUGCUACAGUUUUUUCUCGUUUCUCAUCCCAUUUUUAGCUCACAGAAAUAGACUCAGCAGCAGCUAAAUGGGUAUUUGGAACAACCUAUUAUUUUCCCUUGUCCUCCUUUUUAUUUUCCCUUUUUGUACACCAGAUCCAAAUGAUGAGAUGUGCUUAACCCAUCUCAGUCAAUCUUUACAAGACCCUUUGAAGAAUCUUCAAAACUGGACUAAAUCCUCUUUUACUAAACCUUGUGAUGGGUUCACUUCCUAUCUACAAGGUGCAACUUGUAACAAUGGUCGCAUCUAUAAACUUACCCUUUCCAAUCUUGCCCUUAAGGGUACCAUUUCUCCUUAUCUUUCCAAUUGUACUAAUCUCCAAGCCCUCGACCUUUCCUCCAACUCUAUCUCCGGACCAAUCCCUUUAGAACUACAAUUCCUCGUUAAUCUUGCCGUCUUAAAUCUCUCUGCUAAUCAACUCUCAGGCCAAAUCCCUGAACAGCUCGCCAUUUGCGCAUACCUUAAUGUGAUUGAUCUUCAUGAUAAUCAGCUAAGUGGGGUUAUCCCACAGCAGCUGGGCCUCCUUGUUAGGUUGUCAGUUUUCGAUGUAUCGAACAAUCGAUUGUCGGGUCCAAUACCGGUUUCACUGGGUAAUCGGAGCGGUAACUUGCCCCGAUUCAAUGCCAGUUCGUUUGAUGGGAAUAAGGAUCUUUAUGGGUACCCAUUACCACCCAAAAAGAAUAACGGGUUAUCCGUUUUGGCAAUUGUUGGGAUCGGAUUAGGAAGUGGAUUUUUGAGUUUAGUGCUAAGUUUUACAGCUGUUUGUAUAUGGUUAAGAGUUUCUGAGAGAAAAUUAGAUGCUGAAGAAGGGAAAAUUAGUCAACUUAUGCCUGAUUAUUGAAUACAAAUUAUAAUUUUCAAAUUACAGGUAUGUUUAUUUAUUUAUUUUAAUUUUAGGCUGGUUUGUUUUGCCCUUUUUCUUUUUCAUUUUUGUUGGUUUUAAAUUUUCUUUUUUAGGUUCAUUAUUUUUGUUUAGCUUUGUUUUUCUAACAUUUGACCCCAAUUACAAAUAUGUAAAGGAUUGAAGAAAUUUGGAAUUGA